ACUCUUUCUCGCUGUUUCUAUUGUUGCUCGAAAUUGCUCAGUGCCUGGCGAAUAUACUCAUGAAUUUCUAAAACUAUACUUGGAUGUCAUAAUAGGAGCAGCAGUAUUCAUAGCUCUUUUGAAUAUGUUGGUUACUACGCGCUACUAAAUCUCCAUCAUGCGUGAAUGCAUUAGUAUCCAUGUUGGUCAAGCUGGAGUGCAAGUCGGUAAUGCCUGCUGGGAACUCUACUGUCUGGAACACGGCAUUCAGCCGGAUGGACAGAUGCCCAGCGACAAGACAGUGGGCGGCGGUGAUGAUUCCUACAACACCUUCUUCAGCGAAACUGGUGCCGGGAAACAUGUACCCAGAGCCGUUUACAUCGAUCUAGAGCCCACCGUUGUCGAUGAAGUUCGAACAGGCACAUAUCGUCAGUUGUUCCACCCGGAACAGCUCAUCACUGGCAAGGAAGAUGCGGCCAAUAACUAUGCUCGUGGACACUACACCAUCGGCAAGGAGCUCAUCGAUCUGGUACUGGAUAGAUGCAGGAAGCUCGCUGACCAGUGCACAGGACUCCAGGGAUUUUUGAUAUUUCACAGUUUCGGCGGAGGGACUGGUUCCGGUUUUGCAUCUUUGCUAAUGGAGAGACUGUCGGUCGAUUACGGCAAGAAGUCAAAACUGGAAUUCGCUAUCUAUCCAGCCCCUCAAGUUUCAACAGCCGUCGUGGAACCCUACAAUUCCAUUCUAACCACGCAUACAACAUUGGAGCAUUCCGACUGCGCAUUUAUGGUGGACAAUGAAGCAAUCUAUGACAUUAGCCGUCGAAACCUGGACAUCGAGAGGCCCACUUACACCAAUCUCAAUCGUCUCAUCGGCCAGAUCGUCUCCUCUAUAACAGCGUCACUGAGAUUCGAUGGGGCCUUGAAUGUGGACUUGACGGAAUUUCAAACCAACUUGGUGCCAUAUCCUAGAAUUCACUUCCCGCUUGUCACGUAUGCACCAGUGAUAUCAGCCGAAAAGGCUUACCACGAGCAGCUGACCGUGGCCGAAAUCACCAAUGCCUGCUUCGAACCCGCCAAUCAAAUGGUGAAGUGCGAUCCCCGACAUGGGAAAUACAUGGCAUGCUGCCUCUUGUACCGGGGAGAUGUUGUACCAAAAGAUGUGAAUGCAGCCAUUGCCGCCAUCAAGAGCAGGAGGACGAUCCAAUUUGUGGACUGGUGCCCCACUGGAUUCAAGGUUGGUAUCAACUAUCAGCCUCCCACUGUUGUACCUGGCGGAGAUCUUGCCAAAGUUCAGCGGGCCGUGUGCAUGCUUGCCAAUACUACCGCCAUCGCCGAGGCCUGGUCGAGAUUGGAUCACAAAUUUGACUUGAUGUACGCCAAGCGGGCCUUUGUCCAUUGGUACGUUGGCGAGGGAAUGGAAGAAGGCGAGUUUUCGGAAGCCAGAGAAGAUUUGGCGGCUUUGGAGAAGGAUUACGAGGAGGUUGGACUCGAUUCAACCGAAGGAGCUGAGGAGGGUGAAGAAGAAGAAUAUUGAUACUUAUAAUGAAAACUAUCGUUUAUUGGAACUUGGACUCUAAAUUUUUCUUUU
This is a messenger RNA of Argiope bruennichi, 1567 nucleotides long. RefSeq names its product tubulin alpha chain, testis-specific-like. The record is from RefSeq and is a predicted model, not a curated record. The transcript has 6 exons. Gene Ontology annotation, biological process: mitotic cell cycle; microtubule cytoskeleton organization. Gene Ontology annotation, molecular function: structural constituent of cytoskeleton; GTP binding. The coding region runs from base 158 to 1513 and encodes 451 amino acids. Gene Ontology annotation, cellular component: microtubule; cytoplasm. Lineage: Eukaryota; Metazoa; Arthropoda; Arachnida; Araneae; Araneidae.